AUGAAGUCGAACAAGAAACCAGACUCUUACAAGGUUACACCUGAGUAUGUGGAAUUCCUUGAAGAUUCACAUAUAACCCUGGUUAGGACCAUUCAUAGAUUGUAUGACAUGGUGCGGAAAGGACAGAGAAUCCCUCGGGAUGAUGAAAACGCAGCAGGUUGUGGCGGUGCGACCAUUCACGAACUUGUCGCAAGCCUACAGUCCUGUGGUGCAUACUCACCAUCUAGUUCUCCAUAUUCAACGAUGAACGACACUGAUACGGAUGCUGAGGCAGUGGAUGAGGGCUCAGAGGCGGCCUUGAUUCCGUCAAUGGGGCCGAAAUGGAACUCGUUCCAAUCUCCCUCGAUGAUAUACGAACAGGCCAAGUUUGAUAGAUGUCCUCAAGUAUCGCAAGAACCAUCGCCUCCAUGGGGCUUGAUGAGCGGUUGGAUACCCUUCACGGGCUGUUGCAACGUUGAAAGUGAGAAGCAACUGCCAUUAGGCAUGAGUACCAGUUCGAGCGAGGAUGUCAUCGUCCCUGAAGCAGAUUUGGCACCAAGGACCUUGUCGAUUGCAGACGCGGAACAGUUCGAAAUGUUUCCAAUCGGCCAAACACCACAAUACCAGAGUAAUAAACAGGUUGAAAGCGGUUGUAGUAGCUGGGAUUUGGAUUUGUCUUCGAUCGGGGUUGGCCCUGAAAUCAACUGGUUCAACAGGUGA
Molecule: messenger RNA, 699 nt
Organism: Neoarthrinium moseri
Lineage: Eukaryota; Fungi; Ascomycota; Sordariomycetes; Amphisphaeriales; Apiosporaceae
Exons: 2
Coding region: 1-699 (232 amino acids)
Source: RefSeq, a predicted model, not a curated record